GGAGAAAACCCCAUAAAACAAGAGUAUAUAUACCAGUAUAAAACGUUUGACUUCGCUCUUGUCAACGGUUUCCCCGAUCAAUUAACCCAAUAAAGGUUCCCUCUCACUAGACAAUGUUUGGGCAGAAAAAGUAACCCUCAGAUACCGGGAGAUAUCUCUCGCUCUCUAUGAACAAUAUUAUGGGACUUUCCGGCUCUGGUGAAAUUAUUUUGACCGCGUGUAAAGCUCGCAGAGUUGCAAAAAAGCACACAGAGUGGAGCACUCUUAAGCAUUUUGUUGUCUCAAGAGCAACAGAAGACGUCGAAAAUGAUAACGAUAGCUUACCAAAUUUGGAGGAUUUAAUGGGUGUUUGGUCUUGAAUUCUACAAGUUUUUGUUAUAAGCAUGACCACCUACUGUUCGAUUUGUUUGUACGUGAGACCAAGGGUUCCUUAGUAGCUUAUCAUUUCGGUUCGAUUUGAUUUCAUAUUUAUAUUUUAUAUACAUAUGUGUAAGCCAAUGUGUUGGAAUCAAAAUAAAAUACUCUUAGAAGUUACUGGAAUCGAAAAAAAAUUUCAUUGAAUAUUUGAAAUUUUAUAUAUAAAAUUGAUAGCAUUGUUUAUCUAAUCAAUGUGUGCAAAUGUUAAAAUUAAAAUAUUAGAUAGUGACUUUGAUUCUUUCAUAGAUUGACAAAAACACCAACCAUCAACCUGAGUCAGCAAUUUGAUACCGACAAAAAAGGCAAUUAAGUAUUAAUGCAUUUGAAUUUAGUUUCCCAUUUUACUUCCAAAAUGUGGGGCCUGCAUUUAUUUUAUUUAAACCAACAAUGAAUCCGAUAAUUCUGAUAUUGGUUUAAUAAACAGUUUUUUUUUUUUUCAAUUAACACUUUUGCAUCGUAAAUUAUAAAAUCUUUUAAAUGUCAUUGCACAAAUUAUUAUUAUUAUUAUUGCCGAGUAGAUAAGAUUGGAAUAAUGGUCUGCAAAACGUGACAAGGCUCUAACCCAAAACGUGUCUGAUUUUCUAAAUUUCUGAUUUCAUGUGGUACCAUGAAAUUAGGAAACAUCGAACUGGACAAUCGACGUCAGUUUCUACGCGAGCUGGGCGCCAGUCGUAUGUUGGCUAACUCCCUGGCGAAGCGCAACUUCAACCUGCGCCAAUUCCAGCGACAGAGGUACCGCCUUAGUGUUGAGCUGGGUGAUGAUCAUCAGGACGUGGUUGAUAAGGAGGUGCUGAGAUCAAUCGAAGAGGCGGUGGAGAACCCAGGCGGUGGUCAAUCACGUCCUCGCACUCCUUCGCCGCCGCGGAACAUCGAUUGGAACGAUAACCAGGCUAAUUUCCCGGGAAAUAAUGACCGAUCACGUCCGAGGAAUCGUCCGAGGCAGGACAACAUCCAAGGCCGCAGAAACAACACUCAGGAAUUUGUGGAGCAGCGUCAACCGGUGCGGGAGCCAAAUAAUAGAAAUUCUGGACCAAUUCGUGACGUCAAUCGCGGUAACCCCAGAGGAAAUCCUGAAGAAUUCAAUCGAAACAAUCGAAGUAACAACUUUGGUAAUCAAAAUAACACCCAUCAAGAGCAACCGCCGAGAGACAACAGUCGGCGGUUUGCUGAACACCAUCAACCGAUACGGGGGCCAAUCAAUAAGAAUUCUGGACCCGUAAAUGGUCCCAUCAACCGUAAUCGGGAUGCUGAAGGAUUUAAUCGAAACAACAAUCGAAAUGCGAAUCCCCAAGAAUUCCAUCGUAAUAAUCGUAAUGUCAGUCAACAGGAAUUUAAUCGGACUAAUCGAAAUGCACCGGAAAUUAAUCGAAAUGAAAAUUCAAAUGCUCAGCAAUUUAAUCGUCCCAAUAGGAACGUGAAUCCGCAGGAAUUUAAUCGCUCUAACAGAAAUUCAAACGCUACUGUGGGUGCUGAAGAAUAUAACCGAAAUGCGAAUAACAAUAGAAACUUUCGCAAUAAUCGUAAUGCGAAUCAGCAGGACUUCAAUCCUAAUUAUUCGCAGGGAAAUAAUCGUAAUGAUUUCAAUGAUGAGUUUCAUCAAAAUGAUCGUAAUAUCAACAGUGUUGAGUUUAAUCGAAAUAAUCGUAAUAUUAGCAAUGACGAAUUUAAUCAGAUGGAUGUGGACGAUCAACCAAACAUCGAUGAUUAUCCACAAGGAAAUCAAAUUAACCGUUAUGCAAAACCCAAAAUUUAACCGAAAUACAAAUCCCGAGGAAUAUAAUUUCAACAAACAGAAUGAAUAUCCUCAGGGAUCAAAUCGAAACACCAACAAUCGUGGUCAAAUGGCAAACAGAGGUAAGCCCUCA
Molecule: messenger RNA, 2282 nt
Organism: Drosophila eugracilis
Lineage: Eukaryota; Metazoa; Arthropoda; Insecta; Diptera; Drosophilidae
Product: GATA zinc finger domain-containing protein 14-like
Exons: 1
Coding region: 1025-2170 (381 amino acids)
Source: RefSeq, a predicted model, not a curated record